Solanum lycopersicum (tomato) is the source of this 837-nucleotide messenger RNA. Its product is annotated as mini-chromosome maintenance complex-binding protein. NCBI's taxonomy places the organism in Eukaryota, Viridiplantae, Streptophyta, Magnoliopsida, Solanales, Solanaceae. Gene Ontology annotation, molecular function: chromatin binding. The record is from RefSeq and is a predicted model, not a curated record. Gene Ontology annotation, biological process: DNA-templated DNA replication.
AUGAUGGGACUCGCUUACGAUUGCCUACUAAAUCCACAGAGAGCUAUCCGAAUGACAUUUCAAAAUGAGAUUCUAAAGCCUCUGAUCCAGCCGCCUUCGACGGUUCGAGUUCUGAAUCCUGCAUCUAUAGCACGAUUGAAAUCCAAUAAUCUUGUUCGAUUUCGGGGAAUGAUUCAAGAUAUGCUUGGAAAUGAAUUGUAUGUUGGCAUGUACAAGGAUGGAGAAACUUGGAGAACGAAUAAGUUUGGUGAAUUCUUUCAAUUACCUAUGGCUAUAGGAUCUUCACCUGACAUGCGAGCGUGGGAGCAGCGAUUACUUUACUGUAUUCCUAUUCUAAGGCAGAAUUCAUGGAUUGAAUAUUCCUCUAAACCCCUACCCAAUCCAAGUUCAGAAUCCUCAUCUCCACAAAGGGAGAAAUGCCAUAGGGAGGUUGAUACAACAAUGGAUGACAUUGAUAUGCAAGUAUGUUCCAUUUUGGUUCAUCGCAUUGCUAUCCAUCAACAUCUAAUUAAGCUUCUUGAUUUUGUGUUAAUACAACAACGUGAGAAUGGGAUCGCUUCCAAUUCAUCCAAUCUAGGGGACACUCCAACUGCUAACGUUGGUUCAGCUACGAGUGUGCUUCCAUAUUUUGACAGAACUUCUUUGUCAUGUCUUCUUAAGAUAUAUGACUCUCCUGAAUCUGAUUUAAAUCUAAAUGAUUUUUUUGAGUUCAUUGGUGUCUUAACAUUUGAUACGGAGUUUUCGGUAGACAAAAAUGUUGACAAUGAUUUUAUGGGAUAUUUGGGUUAUGAUGAUACACAAACUCAAAUGCCUCCAACCAAGGUAUUUUUCUUGUAA